Molecule: messenger RNA, 4421 nt
Organism: Enhydra lutris kenyoni (northern sea otter)
Lineage: Eukaryota; Metazoa; Chordata; Mammalia; Carnivora; Mustelidae
Product: Myb/SANT DNA binding domain containing 2
Exons: 2
Coding region: 12-578 (188 amino acids)
Source: RefSeq, a predicted model, not a curated record
CCGCUUGGAAGAUGGCUGCGCCCUGUGGCUCGGAGCUGCCCGCCAACUCGCCGCUAAAAAUCCCGAAGAUGGAGGUGCUCUCCCCGGCUUCUCCUGGUGGCCUGAGCGACGGAAAUCCAUCGCUGUCCGACCCUUCCACGCCUCGGGGUGCCUCCCCGCUCGGGCCGGGCAGUGCAGCGGGCUCGGGGGCAGCGGCGUCCGGGGGUCUCGGGCUGGGGCUGGGGGGCCGCAGCGCCGCCUCGUCCUCGGUCUCCUUCUCCCCUGGUGGCGGCGGUGGCGGGGCUGCGGCAGCCGCCGCCGCCGCCUGCCGGGGCAUGUCGUGGACGCCGGCCGAGACGAACGCGCUCAUCGCAGUAUGGGGCAACGAGCGGCUGGUGGAGGCGCGGUACCAGCAGCUGGAGGGAGCCGGCACGGUGUUCGGCAGCAAGGCCCCUGGGCCAGCCAUGUACGAGCGCGUGUCCCGGGCCCUGGCCGAGCUGGGCUACGAGCGGACCCCGUCCCAGUGCCGGGAGCGCAUCAAGCUGGUUCGAUGCCCAGAACUGAAUGCUGUGCUCCAGCUGUGGCCUCACCGGUGCUGAAUAGAGAGGAAGAGCCACCUUCAUAGCUUACAUGUGAUUCCUCUGCUUAUACAACCCAAUACUGGAUUUACUUACUUUGGCAAGAUAGCUGCAUUGUGCACUGUAUUUAAUGUUACGUGUACUGUAACCCUGGGUCUUUCUCUGCAUUGCUGCCGUUAAACCCCCAAUCCUGCCAAUCUAGAACUCCUGCCUUUGUUUACCCGCACCCCCUCCCCCAUAGACCCUUCUUACAUUCAUCCACAAUGAAUGUCAUCUUUAUUCUCUCAUUUCCUUUCACUCCAGUCUUAAACUUUGGCGAAACUUUCCCUCUGUCUAUAAAUUAUCGGUUGUCAGCCAUCUUACUUUCCUCCCUGCUUUGGUAAUGGGACAAUCUUUCAAGCCUUUUCUCUGGUUCUUUUCCUGUUGGAGUCAUUAACCACUUGGCGUUUCUUCCAAACCGAAUACCUCCAGACUCUUCUGAUUUGACCACCUGAUCAAGUUGUUACCUCUCCUUUAGUUCUUCUUUCCAGAUUUUCUUGACUCCUCCUGACCUCUAUCCCUCUGACUUCGUUCAAGAUACAGUAUCUCACUCCUCUUCCCCAGAGGGGAGAUUGUAUAUUGAUUUACCAGGAAAUUUCUAGUAAUAAGGAAAGUGUUACUCUUCUCCAUUGUGAAUAGACUGGUCUUUAAUAAUUUUAAGCAAAUUCUUUCCCUGCCCCUACCCCCUCCCCGAGAUCAUAAUUUAAAAAAAAAAAAAAUGUUAGAGGUUAAUUUUCCAUACAUUUCUAAGACUAGUGAGCUAAAGAAAGAAGGAAGGGCAGUGAGGUGGGUAUUUGCGUUGGGUAGGAAAUGGCCUUCAAGAAAGCUAAACUGAGAUUCUUGUUGGGUUUGGCAUGGCUGUCUGAAAUGGGAGGUGAGACUUUGUUUUUCCUAGAUUCUGGAGCAUUCUCUUAAUCUCGGAUUUAGAGUAGGUUUUUAAGUUGGCUUAUUUAGGACUGUUGACACAGACACACAGUUAUUUAAUUGCCUGCUUUGGUUCAUCAUUUAGAGUGUGGGAAGUGUAACUUUUUCUGAUUGGAAGGUCUCCAUAUGCUCCUUUUAUCCAUUUCUAAAGUCCCUGCAGUUACACUGAAUUCCAGUGUCUCCUGUAGUGGUGGUCAAGUUCAUGUUUGAGUUCUCACCUUUUUUUUUUUUCUAUCUUAGUUGAUGUGUCCCUAUUCAAACAGCCUCUCCUUGGAUCUGUGGAUCUUUUACUGAACACAGAAGGUACCUCUUAUGUGUACUUAUGUCUUGAGAGAGUUAAAGUCAAUCUGGAAAUCUUUUUAACAUUAUUUCAACAUAUCAAAUUCCUAUCGUAUGGAUUUAUGAAUUACCAAACCUUUUUCCUGCAGGCCCCUGAUAGAUAUUUUACAUAUCAGCACAUUACACUAUUAAAGUGUAUUACAGAAGUACACUAUGAAGAAAGAGGUGGCAAGAUCUCAGCCUUUUUUGAUGAAAUAUAGAAUGUAUCCUGACUAUUCUUCGGUCUCUAAAAUCAUUAGAUAUUACUAGUUUCCUUAUUCACAGUUACAUAAGCCAAGUAAAAUUGUCAGCUCAAUUUGGUGGUUUCAAAAAAAGCCAGUCUUUUCUGUGGUUUCCUGUCAUGUAUAUAGUCAAUGAUUGGUGGCUUUGCUUUAUGCUCAUAUCACAUCCUGAGAAGGCUGGCACCUUUCUUCAAAGGAACAUCAGUUUUAUUCCUUGACUUCUGAAAUAACCCUCAGUGACAGAUCCCACUGGGCUCUUCUGUGUGCUGCAUGCUUUUCUCUAGGCAGCCAGUAAGGAGUGAGUGGUGGCAUCUCCAUUUAUGGCCUUGGAAGGGUGAAAGGGACAUGGCCGGGACUCUCCAUGUACGGUCCUUGGAGGAGUUGAAAAGAGUGGUUGGGAUGUUCUUGGAGGCAGAAACUAGACAUUGUGAGAUAAAAAUAAAUUGGCAAGGAGAUGUUUGCAAUUCAAAUUCCAAUCCCUGCAAGGAGGGCAGAGGGCACUGGGAAAGGGGAGUAUAUAGAAAGUCAAAUGAGAUCUGCUGCAGGCAUUUGUCUCCUUCCAUUGGAAGGGUUGCCCUGUGACACAUUUCCCAAGUUCCUGCCCGAUUUUUCUCUAGAAAGUUCUUUGUUAUGUAGUUGUGACUAUCUUUUACAAAGAGAAAGAGAGGGAACACUUUUAAAGAGUGUAUUAAUCAGAAACCUCAGUUCUUUAAGGCAUCGUUGGAGGCACCAGAAGAGAUUUCUAGAAAGUUGGGGGGGGAGAAGCAGGUGUGUAUGCAGGGGGUAGGCUGGCUGGUUUUCUGACAGGAGCCUGCUAACUGCUCUGUUUAUGUCUGAGGAAGAUCAUCCUGUGUGUCCUGCUUGGAUUAUUCCUUUUGCCCAUCUGGAUUUCUGGUCUCAAAGGACAGAUCUGCAAAGUAUUUGACGGUGUCUUGUCGUUUGUCAACUGUGAUUUAAAGAUGCGGAACUUUCAUGCAGGUUCUGUAAAGAUUAUUAAGAGUUGUUUCAGUUUGGUGAGAAUAUGUGAUAUAUUGGCUUAUGGAAAGUAAUCUCACAUUUAGGAGAAACCUACAGUCUGGCUAACAUGUAUACAUUAAGUCUGAGGUGAACGGGUUUUGUAGAGUUGUGUCAGAAAGUAUUUGAGAGCCAUCAGGGAAAAAGGGUCUUGUCUCUCUCAAGAAAAUUCUGAGUGAAAUCCAGUCAAGGAGAAGAGAGCUUCGAAGGAACAAAAGCAGCAGAGAUGGGAUAGACACUGGAUAGCACUGAACUAAAUGUGGAUGCUGGGACUAAGUCCUUGAUUUAUCCUUUAAAACAUGUAAGACAGAGUUAAAGAAGCAGGGCGAAUGAUUGGAAGUAUGCAUUGAAAGACCAUAAGAAAAUGGAAGUGUUGUGCAAGAUAAUAAAAUUGUCCGAGUUUUCUCUGUGGACUCACAUAGUGAUUUUUAUUUGCUGUGUGGCACAAGGCAGAGAAGGAAGUAAGAUGAUACCCUGUCCACCUCACUUCCCUCCCCGCCCCCCCCAAAAGGAAAUUAUUGGCCUUCUUUGUUGGUUUUAGCUGGCAAUUUGUGUUGGUUGAAUUGAUGAGUAUUGGCUAAUCUUUCGAUGUAGGAAUGAGUGUAUUGUUUCUGGAUGGUUGGUGUUUGAGACUGGGGAUCUGUAGCAUAAUCCGUUUGACCUCUUUCAAAUUUUAGCAACCUCCCUAAAGAUAGAGUAAGUUAGUUAAGGACUAUGGACUUCGUAAGUAAUAUGUUUUACUAGCUGAUUCAUUUAGACAAUUGUUUUGACCCUGUUUUCCUUCUUAGGAGUAAGGAAGGUUAUAUUCUUUGCUUUGGGAAAUUCUUCUUUCUGUCCUCCCUUCCCUCACUUUUUCCAAAUUCUGGGCACAAUAGCAGCUCUUUUCUCUUCUGUGGCAGGUGUGCAUCCUAUUGGCUGGCUGGUAUUUCUUGUUUUCUUUUUUUUUUUUCUUAUUCUUUUUAAAGGGGGGGUGGGGGUAUAAAAAUAUAUGUAUGGGGUACAUGCAAUAAUGUUGUAAUGUUUCUUGUUGUUUAAUGGAUGAUUAAUUGCAAAAUAAUUGUUUGAAUUAUAACAUGUUUGAGUAAAUGCUAAAUUAGUUUUUUUUUCUAAUAUAAUAAUGAAUUUGAAAUCUAGCAUUCCUGUAACAAUGUGUCUAUGUUUGUCUGUCUGUGUCUGUCUAAUAGUAAUUAAUAUCUGUGGUCCGUACCUGGAAGAGGAAGUACAGCUUUAAAGGAAUAACAAAAGACUUUGUGUCUUAGACCCUUCGCAGGUGUUACAGUCGGGUGAAAGAACAUGGUGUUGGGAAAAGAAAGAGCAGUUACACAUU